Molecule: messenger RNA, 2276 nt
Organism: Oldenlandia corymbosa var. corymbosa
Lineage: Eukaryota; Viridiplantae; Streptophyta; Magnoliopsida; Gentianales; Rubiaceae
Source: the annotation of a GenBank genome assembly
UAACGGUUGUGUGUUAAAUUAUAACUGCUGUAUAAUGUACUGUGUUCUUUGUCAUUUUUUCUGAAACCCUUCCCCCAAAGCCCUAUUUGUCUCCAUUUUCUCCAUCCUUCUUCUUCCCCGACUUCCUCCUUCACCACAUAUCGAUUACAGCAAGCAAGAAAGGGGGAUGAGGAAUUAAAGUCUAAAGGAAGGGAGAAGAGAGAGAGGCCGUGAGAGUGAAUGAGGAAGAAAUUUAGAAUUUUUUGGGGGGUUUUGAUUCGACAAGCAAAGCAGUAACAACUGAGGUGAUUUAGGGCCACCAAGAAGAAGCGGCCAAAAGAGGUGAGAUUACUGUACAAUGAAUUUUGCAUUCUAUGCUUAGAAGAGUUGGAAUUAGUUUGAAAGAUUUAGGGAAACUAUCAAGUAUUUCUAAACCUUAUGCUCCUGGUUGUGUGUUGUUCUUGGUUGCUGAGGACUCUGUUUUUAGAAAUAUAUAGAUGUUUUAUUUGUUUUUUCUGGAAUGUAUGAAUGUUGGUUUCAAAAUAAAACGCACAGAAGGAAUUAGGGCAGAAUCCAGGUUUGAUUAGCUAUUUUUAGGGAUUGAUUAUCAUGUUUUAUGGUUCUUUGUUUUGUGCAUAUUUUUUCCCAUCCGGGUCUUACUGGAGUAUCAUGGUUUGUUUUGCUUUUCACCUUUCCUCUGUGCAUAGGCUAGUUUCUUAUUUUUUUAAAAUUCUUUUCCAAUAUUUCUUUCCGUAAAUCUCCACUCUGUUUAACCUGGUUUAACGCGGAUUUUUCAGAUUAUUAUACGAACUAGUUUGUCCGGAAAUUCAAUUUGAAUGUGACAUAGAAUCUGGAAGUUUUGGUCUGAAAAUCUGGUCUGAGGUACUGUUUUAGGAGACUUGAUGCUUCUGGUUUUUGAACCGUUCCACUGAUUUCUUUGGAUGAAGCUUCUUUUUACUUAUAACAGGACAACACUGUUUCUAAUGGCAGGACUAAUGGUUUAUUCAUAAAUGGUCUUUGAAUCUGACCCUCAGUCACCCAAGUGCUGACAAUUCUGAACUCAUCACUUACGAGACUGACCUUGUAGCUUCCUUCUUUCUUGAACCUGAACUCUUUUCUCAUGAAGUUUAUUGUUUACUUUUGUUGUCUACCUAGGUGUGUAGUGCAGCUCACGAGCUAGUUGAUUUAGGAUAGUUAAGCUGUGCCUAUUAGAGGUCAAAGGUCAAUAGAGGCCAGGUGUCACAGUUUGAAUAAACAGAUGUGUCUGGCAAAUUCUGCUAUGCAUUUCAAGGAAAAAAAUCUUUAAACACUAAAAAUUACUGUAAAAAUAAACUCUGCAGCUGAUUAUCUGAAGAGAAACUUCAGGAGGAUUUGAAGACAAUAUCUCCAGAGUGCCCAAGUCUAUGGAUCCUGACUAUGAGUUUUAUUUGAUGGGUGAUACCAAUUUUCAUUUAACAAAUGCUGAAACUGAGGAGAAUGAACCACAAUAUGAAAUUUUCUUGAACAGCCUAAAGCAAGAUGGUGAUGUAUGGGUUGUUCAAGCUGAUGAAAGGAAUGGAUCACCUGAGAAUCACCGCAUGGAAAAUGUUACGGAUGAAGUGUUCGAUCAAGAGAUCAGGAGGGAGAAGACGGACAUUACUGUCGAAAAUGUAGUUUAUACUCCACAUGUUGGUAGUUGUCGUAAAAAACAGCGUGUGGAUAAGGAUCCCGAUACUGCGCCCAGCCAUACAUAUUCUACGCAGCACAAUAAUGAAAAGUUUGGCAGGUCUGCAAAGAAUCCUAUUGGUAAAAAUGAGAGAAUCUCAGCAAAAGUCACCAAGGGAGUAGUGUGUGAAGCUUCUAGGAAUGUCGAGGUCGUGGAUGGGGAUUAUCAAGUUUUCUUGCAAAAUUUUAUCCAGGACGAAGAUGGGAAGUUGCAUUCUAUUUUUAUUGUGGGUACCCGUUCGACGAAAGGAAAACCUAAACCUCUGGCAGUUCCUGGCAGAUCUGAUGGUGAUGAAGAUGAGGGUUGCAUUUGCCUUGGCAAUCCAAAUGGAGAAGGAGAUUCGCUAUUCAGGGAACAAGUGAUGAAGAUUUUAAGAAAGCCAUAUAACAAGGAGGAGCGCCAAAGGCUUGCGGAAGACAUGAAAGCUACCAAACCAGUUGAACGCAACUUGGACUUACGCCAUGGGAGGGAACAGUCCUAUUUAACUAAUAAGAAUGGGAAAUCAUACCUUGAUCACUAUCCUGCGGUGAAGUUAAUGUUCUGUUUGGCAUUUUCAUCUUCAUGCUUAGAUGUUGAAUUUGUCUGUAUAUGA